Molecule: messenger RNA, 1063 nt
Organism: Papilio machaon (common yellow swallowtail)
Lineage: Eukaryota; Metazoa; Arthropoda; Insecta; Lepidoptera; Papilionidae
Gene: Osi21
Exons: 4
Coding region: 85-858 (257 amino acids)
Source: RefSeq, a predicted model, not a curated record
CCUCUUCGCCGGACAGUUGUCGCUGGGCUACCCUCAUAAACGUAUUUUUCAUAUUUUUAGUGUUGUGCGCGUUAAAAAUAAAAAAUGAGUUCCACAUUUCGGAUAGCUCUGGUUUCGCUUAUCUGUGCGGUGGUCGUCGCCGGACGCGUCCAUGGGCCGAGAAGGUCACGUAGAAUGGACGCGGAGGACUACAUUCAGAACGAAGUGGACAGCGGCAGAGCCGACGAAAGCUCGUGGUGGCAGUCGCCGGAAUUCUCCAUGUUACAAAAAGUGUACGACGACUGCAGUGCGCAUAAACAUUUAACGACUUGUUUGAAGGGUAAAGCUUUAACGGCACUCACGAGAGCAGUGGAACAGGAGAACGUACAACUGGCCGAUGGAUUGACAUUGGUGAAACAGUCCGAUGCACCUCCUGCGAUAGCAGAGCCUCGAUUCUUCCCUGGAAUGUCAGCAGAAGAAAAACUCGACACAAUGUUGCGCAGAAAAUUCGAACAAUUGUUGAACACUCAUUCUGUGUCACUCGAUUUGUCGACAGAAGGUAGAGGAAGAGGAAAGAAGGUCCUGCCAUAUAUGAUGCUCGGUGUGUUAACCACCGUUAGCAUAGUGGGUGGUAUGGCUCUGAAGACCUUAGCUGUCAUUGCUGGUAAAGCGCUUAUCGCCAGCAAGGUCGCUUUGACAAUCGCCGGUAUCAUAGCCCUCAGGAAACUUUUCGGCCAGGAAGGACCCGCUGCUGAAACAACGUUCCAAGUCCACGCCGAUGGACAUCAUAGGCGGAACCUGUACGUGGUGCGGCCGGUUAAAGAGAGCGCGCUGGACCCUUACCUAUACAAAGGAGAACAGCCAGCGUCUAGCGCCUAAAAGCAAGCCUUCAAACACUUUCCGAACCUCAAAAUUAGUGGUUCUCGUUGGACCUAUUUGUAUGAAAGCCUCAAGCCAAAGCAUUGACACUAUAGUGACAAAAGAACAUUCGAGUAUAUGUCAGUGAAUAAUUUAUUAUAAUUUAUUGUAUUGUGACAUUAUGACAAUUGUAUUAAGCAUAAUUGAAUUUAAAAUAAUUUAUUGA